AUGGAGCCUAAACAGGUGACCUACCACCCUCUCAUAUCUGAGUCGCGAGACUUCGAGUCCAUCACAGAGCAUGACCAGGAAGACAUUUCGAAUGAUGAGCGAAUUCUCUCAAGACAUCAACGUUUGCGUGGCUGGGUGCGUCAUAAGACCAGUCCGGUGCUUAUUGCCCUGAGUGCACUAUGUCUGUUGGUGUGCGCUCUCAUUGUUGCUGUCUUGACGAAGCUCAAUCCCAGUGACCUACAGUGCUCCAAGCAACUUUCAUCAUGGUCACCCGCACUCGAUGCCGUCGAGUAUAUUGAGUACGACUUUGACGGGGCAUUCAAUGCCACCAGCAUCUACCGCGGGCCCCCAACCGAAGAGAGAGAGUCCGCUUGGUUUAAUUUAACGUAUAAGCAUGGCGUCGAAAUUCCUCCGGAGAAACUUAGUACGCUGAAUAAAACUGAAGCGGAUAACCUGCAACACGUUCCUCCUGACGUUGGCCCUGGAUACACUGGAUUGUUGGAGGUAUUUCAUCAACUACACUGCUUGAAUAUCGUGCGUAUGUACACAUGGUGGCAGGCAGGUAAAUAUGACGAGCCUCCGGAAGGAUUGGUGAGAAACGAGCUCAAGAACCGCAUCCAUGUCGACCAUUGUAUUGAGUCCCUGCGAGCCACCCUCAUGUGUUCCAGUGACGUCUCAUUGUUGUACGUGCAGAUUGGAGGGGCAGCCGGCCGACGUGCAGACUUUGCUUCGCACCAUAAGUGUAGGGAUUUUGGGAAGAUAGAGCGGUGGAUAGAUGAGAAUUGGACGGUUGUUUAG
Molecule: messenger RNA, 798 nt
Organism: Penicillium hordei
Lineage: Eukaryota; Fungi; Ascomycota; Eurotiomycetes; Eurotiales; Aspergillaceae
Product: oxidase ustYa family protein
Exons: 4
Coding region: 1-798 (265 amino acids)
Biological process (GO): mycotoxin biosynthetic process
Source: RefSeq, a predicted model, not a curated record